AUGCCUGAGACUGUCAGCCGAGCCUGGCAACACCGCUUUGACGGGAAGCCAAUCUCGACAACCCCCGCCAUCGCCGAACUCGAUAUCGAACGAAAUGAGUUGGCCCACACUUGGAAACGGUUUACCAGCCUUCUCCUACCUCAGGAUCAGGUUCAAUGGGAGGAACGGCCACAAACGGUACUUGAUGUACAGGCCUUGCUUGGCAAUAUCAAAGCAUUCUGGAUGGCACGUCCACGACAACGGGUCUUUAGCGACUCCAUGGACUUGUGUGAUCGACUUCUUCCGACUAUGGACACUCACGCGACCCUUCUUUCUACCCUUCCGGACCCUAACGCCUACGCCCCUUUAUUCUACGGAGUCUUGCAAUCAGUGAUCAAGGCAUCAUCCCAUUACCCACGGGUAAUGGAGGGCUUAGCUACUGCCCUGAUAAAUAUUCACGAUGCUCUAGGUCUUCCUAGCGAUCCUAGCAUAAUCGCAAACGCCGUCCAACAUAUUACGAAAACUUACGCUCUAAUAUUCUUCUUUUUGACCGAAUUCAUGGACUGCCAGGAUGUGUACUCGGAAUUUCAUCAUCUGGUUCUCUAUAUACAACUGCAAGCACAGAACCUUCCAUGGCAGCAUGUGGCAAUGGACGUCGACGAGGAGGAUCAAGACCCGUAUAGUCCCCGGGCACUUUGGGAAGAGUCCCGGCUCAGCCAAGUAGGACGCCGAGGAAAAGACCGUCGGAUAGCGGCACAAAAUACCAUCACACGCCGGCUCAUUUGGGAGAUUCAGCAAGACGCGGAGGAGCGUAUUCGAUAUAGGGAGGGUCGGGAUCGGUUGUUGGCAGAGACACUAAGUUCUGUGCGUGGGCAACUGGAGCCGGUCAGUGAACAAAGCAAUGGCAUUGUUUGCAUGACCACACCUCCGGCUCCAAAUAUAGACACGUCCUCUUUCGAAUGGUCGAGGGGAUCCAAGCGCCGUCUCGCACGACUCGAGAUCCAAAGCUCAUCCAAACACCUCCAGGACUUCUUCGAUAGUGAUGAUCAGAUUUGCGACUACGAACCCGAUGUCAAAGUCGUCGCCGAGGGUAAUAUCGUUGCAUCUCUCCAGCAAUGGGCCACUAGUUCACGAUCUCAGGCUCUAGCUGUGGGCGGGACUCAACCUACCGGAUCUCUUCACCCGGUGGCUCUAAUUUCAGCAUGCUAUGCCUCCUUUGCUCGUCAGGCUCGAUUGCCCGUCGUCUCUCAUUUCUGUGCCCUUCCUGCCCAGGAGGCCAAGGGGUUGAAUCUACAGGAGCAAGGCUUAAUCGCCCUCACCUACAGUAUAAUCCGGCAAUUAAUUGACUGGCUUCCUCCUGUAGUCGAUAGCGAUGCUGUACUAGAUCUCAGCGCUGAGCGGUUCCGCCAACUAGACGGAACUCUCACCAGCUGGAAAGCCGCUCUAUCGCUAGUCGACACCCUCUUACAAUCCGCCCCACCACUUCUAGUCUUUAUAAUUGACGGUCUAGACGCCAUCCACAAUUCGUCUACAGACGGCCCAAUCCGCGACCUCGUCCGCGUGCUGCUCACACACACCCGGCGCCAACCACAAGGCGGUCUCAACGGUCAAGGCCCUACUCUCCUCAUGAAGGUCCUCUUCACCGUCACCGGACGACCGAGUGCCCUGCUCGAGACGAUGUCGGAACACACACUCAUUCUCACCGAAUCAAAAACAAACCAACCGCCAUCCGAAACGGUCCUCACGUCGGACCUUGGGGCGGUCAUGAUGAAUGCAUGA
Penicillium griseofulvum is the source of this 1758-nucleotide messenger RNA. RefSeq lists its product as uncharacterized. Lineage: Eukaryota; Fungi; Ascomycota; Eurotiomycetes; Eurotiales; Aspergillaceae. The record is from RefSeq and is a predicted model, not a curated record. The transcript is spliced from 5 exons. The coding region runs from base 1 to 1758 and encodes 585 amino acids.